AUGAUCACCACUCUCCAGAAACCAUUCUCUCAAAGUCGCGCCGUACUCUGUACCGGGGCUUCAGUAUUCUCGAGAUUAUCUCGGUUCCAUAUCGCAAACCCCCUAGCACGUUUUCCAGAACGCCAAUGGCAGCGUCAAACCCGAGGACUACGAACACGUUAUCGACCACCUCCAGUCACACCACCCUUACGUGUUCAGCCAAAGGACGAGAAAUUUGACAAACUCAUGGCCUCUUUAGCAGGAUUCGAGCAGGAGUACAAAGCUGCUGGAAGUAUCAAACAACGUAUUGCGGCCACUCAUAAAGGAAACCAGGCUAUCUCCGAGUAUCUAAAGUCCCUCUUUCAAACUGGUGAGCUGGAAGAUCUAAAGUCUCUUGCACAAAGGAUCAGCAAAGGACAUAAGAAUGAACUGAGGAAUGCUAGGACGGAUGGAGCCGCGACAUGUUUGGCUUUCAUUUUGUCCUUGUAUUUUAUUAUCUUGUUGGUUGAAGCCGCAAAAUCAUCUGUUUCCGAAGACGAGAAGGAGCCCACCAAGCCGGAAUCUCAGAGCUUAGAGGAGAAGGAUACUCCUCAGGCUGGCUCUACAAAAACUUAUAGGAGGAAAACCAACAAAUUCGAGACGGAGGCUCCUGGGAUAAAAUGCAUGUGCCAUCGCCCACUUGAGCUCGAUAAUACACGAGUGCUGUGA
Molecule: messenger RNA, 687 nt
Organism: Fusarium fujikuroi IMI 58289
Lineage: Eukaryota; Fungi; Ascomycota; Sordariomycetes; Hypocreales; Nectriaceae
Exons: 2
Coding region: 1-687 (228 amino acids)
Source: RefSeq, a predicted model, not a curated record